Lathyrus sativus (Indian pea) is the source of this 306-nucleotide messenger RNA. The record is from the annotation of a GenBank genome assembly. Lineage: Eukaryota; Viridiplantae; Streptophyta; Magnoliopsida; Fabales; Fabaceae.
AUGAUAGGUGAACGUGGAAUGCAACUCUCAGGUGGUGUUGGUCAAAAGCAGAGAAUUGCUAUAGCUAGAGUAAUUUUGGAAGAUCCGAGAAUUCUACUUCUUGAUGAAGCUACAAGUGCCCUUGAUUCAGAAUCUGAAAAAAAUAGAGGCACUAGACAAAAUCAUGAUAAACAGAACUACUGUUAUUAUAGCCCACGCUUAAGUACUGUAAGAAAUGCUAUCGCCGUAAUUCAUCAAGGAAUAAUUGUAGAAAAAGAUGAGGAGCUCACUAAGGAUCCUGAUGGGGCCUAUGGUCAUAAUUCAUAA